CUCUGACCACGCUGCUUAUGAAAGAAGAGCAGUGACCACCUCUUGUUGACUUCACAAGACGAUCGUAUUCCAUCUGCAAAAGACCAUUUCUCCACCUCACUCACCUGCGCUGAUACAUAACACAUUUCGCAUCGACCAUCUCGUUGCCGUAACGUCCCUAGACCUCGCCGAUCGGAACACUUACACCGCGCCGUUGCGACCGCCCUGGCCCGCGCGACAUGGAGGCGAACACACCUUCACGCACCGACGAGGCCGACUCCAGAAGCACUUUGCGACACAUUCUCGCACCAGAUUCCGCCAUGGAAGAUUCUAAACGCUCAUCGUCGCGAGUCAACACUCCCGGCGCAGAUGAGAGCGAAGCUGCACAGGAUGCAGAUGGUACAAAGACUGCGACCGAUGGAGAGCCUGGCAAAUCUUCAUACACCGCGACGACCACCACGACAAGGCGCAAUGCUAACGGCAGCGUGUCAUCUGUAUAUUCUGGGAACAAGAUCCGACAUUUAAAAAAGGAUGAUGGCAUUCCGCUGUGGAGGAAGGACAUACAAUACGAUUUCCUGCGUUACGUCUUCGAGGAUACGCAGCGCGUCUUCCACAAGCACAAUUCAGAUGAACCCCCAGAGGAAUUAUUCACAUUUGCGGACAUAUAUCUAGAUGCGAUGGCAAAAAGCAGCAAGUGUAGCAAGAUUUUGAAGGACAAGCUAUUGUCGGAACGGCCUGCUGCUGUGAACAUGGCCAUGGUUUGUCUGCUGGUCAACGUAGGGCGCAUGAAUACCACACUCAACUUUUUCCCCGAGAUGCGAGCACAAUUGCGGACAUACCACUCCAUCCCCUCCCUCCAAGCCCAUCAAGAUCCGAAUGCCUACAAACAGCUCCAAGAUGCACCAAGGUUGAAGUCCAUCCUCAAAGGCGCAACCGAAGAUCACGAGCAGCCGAGCACUAUCGAAGAUAUCAGGAAAACCGCUAUCCCGCGAACGAAUCCGGUGAACUUGAUCUUCGUACUGUCGCAGUACGCACCUAAGAUCUCCGAGCUUCACUUCUUCCCUCCACGCGACUUCUUCGACCUCGUCAUGCGGCCCAAUCUCAGCAGCAGGAGCAGAGCUACUGCAUUCCUAUGGUUGAUGUGGUGGUACCUAGAAAGCGACUUCACCGAGCACGCCGCACUGAACAACCCUUUCGGUGCAGGGCAGUAUCCGAACGAGGGAGAACCCGGCCCCGGGGAUUUCCCCCAAAAGUGCCCGCCCUUUGAGUUCUUGACACCAGAAAUGGAGGCAUUGGAGAACGUUGAUACCGUGGAUGAGAAGAACUUCGGAGAAAUCAAACGCAAGGAGCGAAUUGCCAUCCUUGCGAGCGAUAUGGCACCUGUUGUGACGGGACCGAAGCGAACAAGCAAGAAAGCAUUCAACCAAAAUCCUGUAUUCUCAGUCCUUGCCGACGAUGGUGCAUCCACUCCAGGGAAAGAUAGGCAGUCACCCUCUCAUGGAUCAGGGAGAGGCCGAGGCAAACUUGCAAAGUCGCUCAUCGAAAGAGACUAUCCAUCAGAUACCGACCGCACACGAUCAGCUUCGCCACCGGGCAGCGUUUACAACACAGCCAAAAAGGGCACUCCAAAUAUGCGUAUCAACACACUUCUCAACGAAGACGGGCCUUCAUCCUCACCGGCACCGAAGGGACCAGGCCGAGGAAAUUGGUCACGCAAUCGCAAUAAUGGACCUCGUAGCCUCAAAAACAAGAUAGAAGUGCAAGUUGCUUCACAAGACGGCCAGUCCCCCGCCACUAGCCAAGCUCCUACGGUCCAUGGCUUCUACUUGCCUCUCAACGGAGCCGAUCCUAGUCACAAACGCAGCCGCCCAUUGACCCAGCAUCAGCUAGCCGUGGAGCAGUAUCGUCGCCGCCGCGUCGAGGUGAUACUAGACCGCAAGAUUCGAGUUGAGUACAAGCGAGCAGAGAAACGGCGUCGCAAGGAGGGGGCCUUGAUGCGCGCCUGGAUCCGCUGCAAAGGCAUGUCACCAGGCUACGAUACCGACGACGAAGACAACAUCCUGGCCAUUCAGAAACAGGAUGCCGAAUUGGGUACGAAGACACCGCCUCCCAUGUUCGCCGGUCUCGUUCCCAUCGACUACUCCGGCGAGGUCAACGACCAUGGCGAGGAAAGCUACUACCGCUCGAAGAUGUAUACUCGCGCACUGAGGAGACUCGAGCGCUGGGAUGGCGGUAAGGAUAUCGUACGAACGAAAUCCAAGGGCAAGAAAGACGUCGCCUGGAAAGAGCGCAACGGAGCCAAUGGAAACGCCGCCGAAGAGGUCGAAACUCUUGAGAGGGAUGACGAAUUUGCCGACGAGGAUGAGGAGAUGGCUGAUGUGGACGAGAGGCGAGAAGACGAGGCCGACACCGAUGAGGACGACGAGAUGUACGAUCGAAACACCCUGCCGCCCCUCAGUAGCCUCGGCGCCCCGUGAACGGAUUAAUCACAGUGGUAGUGGUUUGGGUCUCUUGAAUCGGGUUUCUUACCCUUGGAAAGGAGUAAAGGGAGGGGCCGCUAACUUUUGGCGUGGGAUUCUGCGAAAGGAAUUUGUAUGAUUAAUUAACAAAGUCUUCAAUUCGUGUCUUUGUGUCAGCAAGCGAUCUCUUUCAUUAGACAGUAUCAAUCAAUCACUGUACUGGC
Molecule: messenger RNA, 2662 nt
Organism: Aaosphaeria arxii CBS 175.79
Lineage: Eukaryota; Fungi; Ascomycota; Dothideomycetes; Pleosporales
Exons: 4
Coding region: 219-2456 (745 amino acids)
Cellular component (GO): Ino80 complex
Source: RefSeq, a predicted model, not a curated record